Orcinus orca (killer whale) is the source of this 6996-nucleotide messenger RNA. It is a transcript of the gene CHML, whose product is annotated as CHM like Rab escort protein. Gene Ontology annotation, biological process: small GTPase-mediated signal transduction; protein geranylgeranylation; intracellular protein transport. The transcript has a single exon. The record is from RefSeq and is a predicted model, not a curated record. Gene Ontology annotation, cellular component: nucleus; cytoplasm; cytosol. NCBI's taxonomy places the organism in Eukaryota, Metazoa, Chordata, Mammalia, Artiodactyla, Delphinidae. The coding region runs from base 287 to 2242 and encodes 651 amino acids. Gene Ontology annotation, molecular function: GDP-dissociation inhibitor activity.
CUAAGAUGAAAUGCAGAAGUGAACACGACACACUCAUUCUAGUAUUCUCAGAUAUGAUUAGAUGUACUUUAUCAUGUUUUUAUGCUACUGACCUAUAAGAAAAAAAUACUAAAAAAGGGUAGCAGUUAAACACCUAGGACCUGCAACUUCAGUACGUCUGGGAUGAUCUGGAAUAUCACAAGGAGAGAUUUUAUUACAGCAUAUUCACACCUUAUCUGAGCCCUCAGCCUAUGUUCAUACACAUUUCCUUCAUUAGAAGUUGUCACCAGACGCUUUACCUCCCAGGAUGGACAACAGGCUCCCAACAGAGUUUGAUGUGGUUGUAAUAGGGACAGGUUUGCCUGAAUCCAUCCUUGCAGCUGCAUGUUCCAGAAGUGGUCAGAGGGUUCUGCAUCUUGAUUCAAGAAGUUACUAUGGAGGAAACUGGGCUAGUUUCAGCUUUUCAGGAUUGCUCUCCUGGUUAAAGGAAUAUCAGCAAAACAGUGACAUUGGGGAAGAAAGUACUGCUGCAUGGCAAGACAUGAUCCAUGAAACAGAAGAAGGCAUCACUCUUCGCAAGAAGGAUGAAACCAUUCAACACACAGAAGUUUUUUGUUAUGCCAGUCAGGAUAUGGAUGGCAAUAUUGAAGAGACUGAUGAUCUGCAGAAAAAUCCUUCCUGGGUAGCAUCUAGUACCCUCAUUAAACCUCUGGAUUCUGCAUGCUUGUCUGAAGAAAUGCACUCGUUAUAUGUUUCUAGCAAUGAAGUGCCUGCAAAAGGGACUCCAGAAAACAAUGGAGAAGUAACUGAUAUAGCAGAAACCUUGGUGAAAGAAGAAUAUUGUGGAUAUAAAACUUAUAAACACAGAGUUUCAGAUGGUGCUAAAGACGAAAUCAAACCUAUAUUGGAAGACAACAGUGAUCCACCAAAGAGAAACAGGAUUACUUACUCUCAAAUAGUUGAAGAAGGCAGGAGGUUUAAUAUUGAUUUGGUAUCAAAGCUGCUUUAUUCCCAAGGACUGUUAAUUGAUCUUUUAAUCAAAUCAAAUGUUAGUCGUUAUGCAGAAUUUAAAAAUGUCACUAGGAUUCUUGCAUUUCGAGAAGGAAAAGUAGAGCAGGUGCCUUGCUCCAGAGCAGAUGUCUUUAAUAGCAAAGAGCUCACUAUGGUUGAAAAGAGGAUGCUAAUGAAAUUUCUUACAUUUUGUUUAGACUACGAACAACAUCCUGAUGAAUACCAAGCUUUCACGCAAUGCUCAUUUUCAGAGUACUUAAAAACCAAAAAAUUAACCCCCAGCCUCCAACAUUUUGUAUUACACUCAAUUGCAAUGAUGUCAGAGUCAUCUUGCACAACAAUAGAAGGCCUUAAAGCAACAAAAAACUUUCUUCAGUGUCUUGGAAAGUUUGGCAACACUCCCUUUUUAUUUCCCUUGUACGGCCAAGGAGAAAUUCCCCAGUGUUUCUGCAGGAUGUGUGCAGUUUUUGGUGGAAUAUAUUGUCUUCGCCAUAAAGUGCAAUGCCUUGUAGUUGACAGAGAAUCUGGAAGAUGUAAAGCAAUUAUAGAUCACCUUGGUCAAAGAAUAAAUGCUAAAUAUUUCAUUGUGGAGGAUAGUUACCUUUCUGAGGAAACAUGCUCAAAUGUGCAGUACGAACAGAUAUCCAGGGCAGUGCUCAUUACGGAUCAGUCUAUACUAAAGACAGAUUCAGAUCAGCAGAUUUCCAUUUUGAUAGUACCUCCAGUGGAACCAGGAGCAUGUGCUGUUCGAGUCACUGAAUUGUGUUCUUCAACCAUGACGUGCAUGAAAGACACCUGUCUGGUACAUCUGACCUGUUCAUCUUCCAAAACAGCAAGAGAAGACUUAGAAUCAGUGGUGAAGAAAUUAUUCACCCCAUAUGCUGAAACAGAAAUAGACAAGGAAGAACUUGCAAAGCCAAGACUCUUGUGGGCUCUUUAUUUUAACAUGAGAGAUUCCUCAGGAGUCAGCAGAAGCUCAUAUAAUGGCUUACCUUCCAAUGUUUAUGUCUGCACUGGGCCUGACUGUGGACUAGGAAAUGAACACGCAGUCAAGCAAGCUGAAACACUCUUCAAGGAGAUCUUUCCAAGUGAAGAAUUCUGCCCCCCACCUCCAAAUCCAGAAGACGUUUUCUUUGAUGGUGAUGAUAAGCAACCAGAGCCUCUUGGAGCCAAUACUAUAAUAAUAGCCCAACUAGAAUCCUCUGAGGGAAGCAAAAACCUAGAAAGCUCAGAGAAGCACCUUCAAAAUUAGAAAAAAAGCAAACUGGAAAUGCUACUUUGGGCCUUCAUCCAGUAUCAGAAUAUUCUCAUUUAAAGGACAGUUUCCUAUAUGAGUAAUUAGAAAUGGUUAUUUGAUGAAUGGCAUGCAGAUGUUGUCUAUAAUUCUCUUUGUGACUUUCAGUUAUUGGAUGUAUUUGUUAACCUGUCAAUAAUUGAUUUAUUAGUUAUUGGACUUCUUUUUGUUUCAGAAUGGGUUUCAUGAGCCAGAAUCUUAAACAGGAUUAGCUUUAUUUUAGUACUGGGUAUAUAUGUGAGGGUUCCAUAUUAGCCAUGGUGCUUAAAGGAAGAUGGUAUUGUAUCUGCUGAUCUUCAGAUUUUAUUAUUGUCUACAGAACAAUAACAUCUAAGGAAUAUUUUAAUUACUUUUGUAGCUAGUACAGUUGCUACCACCUCUGAAUAGUGAAACACACACAGAGGAAAUUAUGUGGGUCUUUUCUUUAUAAUAUAAAGAUAAUACAUUAAGUAUGAUCCUUUAUUUGUGAAGGUGAUGCCUACAAUACAUCUUGCAGUUUAAUUCUCCUACUUGAGCCUUGUAACCAAUGAGGCAGUGAUGCCACCACAGUCUUAUACAUUGCAAAAAGAGUCAGAGUUCAUUUAGUAGUUGAAGAGCUCAUUCUUGGGAGGUUCAGUCCAAAGAAAAUCUAGGGGAAAAGAUUAGUUCUGGUUUAAUAUUUCAGAAAAUUUCUGAAGAGCACUACUCUGGCACCUAAAAGAAAAGAACUUCUAAGUAACUCAGGCUAAAGAAAAAAUAAAUUGCUCCAGGGAAAGAUAUUACAGAAUGCUUGUUCUGAAAUUGCUAAGGAGAAACUGAGUGAAGCAUUUUUAACCUGGGAUUACAGAUGGUUUUUAAAAUCCAUCUGUAAAUAGAUUUCCCAAGGUUUCUCAGUGAAAGUGAAGCACACCAUCUUGUUGACUCCACCACUUUAAUUAGUAACACUACAAUUGAUAGGAGUGAAUCAAAGGAGGGUUGCCAUGUCCCUUUGGUUGUGUCCCACCCCACAAAUAAUGAGGUAAAUGCCUUCGUAAUCAACUCCUGCCUCUUAGCUGUUAUCUAGAGGAUAGAAAACAUUUUUUUCCAGAACUACCAGAAGUCAUAAAACUGGUUAUACUCUAGCAGCAGAAGCUUGUGGAGCUGUCAGAAGAAAUAAACUUCCUUCUCUUUAGGUCACUGUUUCCAUUCCUCAGACAGAGAAUGAUAAUCCUAUAGGAAGGAUUUAGGAAGGGAUAGGAAAGGAUAUAGGAAGCCCUUUUAAUACAGUUUUUGUCCUGGAACAGAGCAUUUGCUAUAUGCUAGGCACUUAUUGUGCUCUCUAAUUAUAGUUUCUCAACAACCCUGUGAGGCAGAUAUUAUUGAAUACAUUUUCAAAGAGAAAAUAAAGACUUAAUAAUUCUCUCUGAGUCUGGUUUGUGGAAGAGCCAACAUUGGAAUCCAGGCUUUCAUGAUUUCAAAAUCUUUCAACUGAUUUUAACUGUUAGAAGAGUGUAGGUACUGUAGGAGAAGGAAAAGAUGCUCAUGAAAACCAGUCUAGCGUUGCUAGUUAAUCAAAGUAGGCAGACAUCUCUUGGUUUAUUGAGUCAGAGAAAUAUGAAAAUAAAGAUUAAUUAAAAAUAAAUAUGGCUUAGAGCUAUGGAUCUCAUUGAAGCAGAAUUUGUCUAAAGGUUUAACAAAAUCAUACUUUUUAAUGUAUCUUUUGAUUAUUGUGUUAUAAAAAGUAAUGUUACUAGGCCAAAAUAUGCUUUGAAUAGUCUUUUGUUGAUCUUCUAUAUGUGAGGAAAAUGAAACAAGAAAGAUUUAAGUAAUUUUCAGCCUACUGAAGUAGAGAAGUCGUUAAUUGGUAUUAAUAUGUUUUGAAUCUAGCAGAUCUAUUAUUGGGUGGAUUCUAAGGCUUAAACUUAUCAAAACAACUGAAAUAGACCUAAAAAUUAGUUAUUAAAAUGUAAAAGAAUUUAAGAUGUUAAGUGAAAUGGAGGUGAAGGUAAUCCAGACCUAUUGAAAAAUUUUAAUUUCUGUAUCAUGAAUAUUUUUAUUCAUAAGAAUAUGAGAAGGGCAACGAGAAGCUGCAAAAAAUGAUAGAACCAAAGAUAAUGGAAACAGGAAAAUGUUAGAUUAGAUAAAAUAAGGGUUUUAAAAACUAAGAAAAUGAAUAUAUUGGUUUCCUACUUGAAUGCAAAUAAAUUGGAAAUGAAAAAAGUUAUUACCAAUAAAAAGCAUUUUAAAAAUUAGAGGAUAUUAUAACCUAGUAUAAUUUUCUGACAAGUUGGAAUUUUACCCUUAUGGGCUUAUUGGGGAACUUUUUCAAAUGUUCAAAAUAUAAAUAAUAUCUGUGUAUCAAAAGAUGAUAUAAUAUUUGCAGUUUGAGGUUAAUAUUGCCUCAAUGCUAGGAGUCAAACAUUUUGAAAAGGGUCUCAUUCUGAACAAAUGCAGAAUAUUAGCAAAUGAUACACAACAUAAAAAUAAUUAUUUACUGUGACUCAGGAUUAUAAGGUUGGUGUUCAACAGAAUAACCAUUAAAUCAAUAUCAACAGAACAAAAUAGUAAAAAUGCAAAGUACUAACUACAGGUAACUUUAAAAAUAUUAAUAAAAUUCAUCAUUUUUUAUUUAAUUAUCUCUGGUAAUGAUUUUUUUGGUUUCUCAUUGUGAUAAUUACUAAAAGAACUAACAUCAUUCCUAUUAGGAAAACAUAUAGGAAACAUUUCUCAAGCAGAAAUUAAAUAAUCUUGGCACUACUUUUAUUUAUAUAUGGUUGAAAAAGCUUGUCAUUGUAAUAAAUCAUUAAUAAGCAUUCAUAAAUGAGAAAGAUAAGGAAAGAAAGCACAAAUAUUUUCUAUUGACAUGACUUUUAAACUGGUGAAACCUGUAGUAUCAUAAACAUGCUGACAAUAAAAGACUAAUUCAGGAAGUUGCAGGGUGUAUAACUUUAAAAUUAUUCUUAUUUCUUGGGCUUCCCUGGUGGAGCAGUGGUUAGGAGUGCGCCUGCCGAUGUAGGGGACGCAGGUUCGUGCCCCUGUCUGGGAGGAUCCCACGUGCCGCGGAGCGGCUGGGCCCGUGAGCCAUGGAUGCUGGGCCUGCGCGUCUGGAGCCUGUGCACCGCAGUGGGAAAGGCCACGACAGUGAGAGGCCCGCGUACCGCAAUAAAUAAAUAAAUAAAUUUAAUCUUAUUUCUAGAUUCAAACAGUGACAAACUACAACUUAAAGUGUUUGGGUAUUAACAUAUACAAGCCAUUUAAAGAAAGUUAUAUAACUAUAUUGAGGUAAGAAAGAUGCUUAUAUAGAAGCAGGUUACAGGAACUGCAUCCUAGUAUAAUGGAAAAGGAAGUAAAUAGGAAAUCUGAAAACCAAAAUUAGAGUCCUCACUUUACUACUUACAAGUUGUGUAAUCUUGGGAAAAUCAUGCCUACUUUCCAUUUCACCAUCUAUAAAAUAGAAAUAAUGCUUUGCAGAAUUAUUAUGAGGAUUAAAUUAAUGUAAAAGAAAUUAUGUCCAAAGGACUGGCAAUAGGGUGAAGUUAGUAUGUAGAUAUACUACACUUCCACUUAACGUUCCAACUGGAUGCUUUAUAUAAUUUGACAGAAUUGUGAUAAAUAAUUUAGGAAAAUAAGCAAGGAUAUGUCUUUUUAACUUGGGAAAAAAGGGAGUUUUGCACUUCAGAUCGUUAAAACAUGCUGUUAAGCAUCUUUUCUAAGUACACUAUGGUAUUGAGUAGAAAGUUUAAGACUAAUAAACCAAUUGGAAAGAAAUAUAUAAUAACUGCUUGUGGAAAGAUUAGCUGGAUGUAAGUAUAAAAAAAGAAAUUAAAUCCACUUCACACAUAACAGUUUGUUCCAGAUUAAGAUCUUCAGUAUAAAGGUAAAAAUAAAAAGACUACAAUUCUCAUCCCAAUAAUUUUGCAAAGGAAACUUUAUGGCAAAGAAAAAUAGUGACAAGGUAGAUGAGAUCAACUAAGAAAAAUGAAAAAUGUAUACUAAAUAGGAAGAAGACAAGAAAUGGGGUAUAAGCCACUUGCAUUACACAAGGAUAAAGUACUCAAUAUUUUUUAAAAGGUAAGUGCAAAUCCAUAGGACUUUGUGCUCUUUACUAGGCAAGUUUAUGAAAGAAUUGAGUUGAAACAAGAAGAUAGAAAUAAAAUGGUAUUCAGAUUUACUAAUAUUAAAAAUGCAAACUAGAGCAACUUUGACUUAGUUCAUGCAAUUAUAUUAGCAAAAAAAAUUUUAAUUGUAUGUAUCCUCAUACCAGUAGCAUUAUUAUAUUAAUGUAGUUUUUUUGAAGAACUAUUUAGAAGAAUAUAAGAACUCUAUAACCAAUCUGUCUUUUGAUAGCUCUAACUCACUCUGAGUAGCAUAUGCCCAGGAAAAUAUUUUAAAAGAAAAAAAAGUCUAUUUGUAUAAAGAUAUUUCUAGUGAUUGCAUUCAUUUGAGUUUUAAAAAAAGCCCAGUAAUUGGGAACUGGAUAAGUAAAUUUUCAUGUAUUGCUAUUGCUAUCAUAGACUGUUAUAUAGCCAUUAAAUAGUAUUGAUAUAUGUAAAACCAUAUGGGAAAAUGUUUAAAUGAGACUUGAAAGUGCUAAAACAUAAAUUAUUGUAUUUACUGAUUGUGUAAAAAUUUAGAUCUAUACAUUGGAAAGAAUCCGAAGAGAACAUUGUAAUUAGUUUAACAUUAAGAGGUUCUUUUUUCUAUAAAAUACUGAUGUGUGAAAUAAAAAAUAAAAGAUUAAUUGGUAAAAUGGU